AUGUUUUUUUGUCCUCGUUGUGGUAAUAUGCUAUUUGUCGAACAAGGUGAUCGAUGCAAUCGAUUAGCAUGUAAUACAUGUCCAUAUAUAUGUGAUAUUGUAACUAAAAUAACCGAUCGACAAUAUACAAGUUUAAAAGCAGUUGAAGAUGUUCUUGGUGGUACAGCAUCAAUGGAAAAUGUUGAUAAAACAGAAAUAACAUGUCCAAAAUGUGCUUAUACAAAAGCAUAUUUUAUGCAAAUGCAAACACGUUCAGCUGAUGAACCUAUGACAGUAUUUUAUAAAUGUGUACAAUGUGGUCAUCGUUGGAAUGAUUAA
Molecule: messenger RNA, 318 nt
Organism: Rotaria sp. Silwood1
Lineage: Eukaryota; Metazoa; Rotifera; Eurotatoria; Philodinida; Philodinidae
Source: the annotation of a GenBank genome assembly